Messenger RNA from Nicrophorus vespilloides, 2255 nucleotides. RefSeq names its product CTL-like protein 1 (gene Ctl1). The transcript is spliced from 10 exons. Bases 5 to 2050 code for a protein of 681 amino acids. Gene Ontology annotation, biological process: transmembrane transport. The record is from RefSeq and is a predicted model, not a curated record. Lineage: Eukaryota; Metazoa; Arthropoda; Insecta; Coleoptera; Silphidae. Gene Ontology annotation, cellular component: membrane. Gene Ontology annotation, molecular function: transmembrane transporter activity.
CAAGAUGGGUUGCUGCUUAUCCUCGGACGACGAUGAAGAAACCAAUAAACCGGAGGACGCGAUCACCGGUCCAAGGACGUGCACGGACAUCCUCUGGUUAACGCUGUACAUCCUCUUCUGGUGCUUGAUGGUCUUCGUCGCCGCCUUCUCCUUCGUGUACGGCAAUCCGAUAAGGAUAAUCAACGGAUACGACUCGUUCGGCAACACCUGCGGCACGAGCAACAACAAGGGUAUGGGCAACAUGGACUACACGGGCCUCGACACCAGCUCGAAACCCUACUUGCUCUUCUACGAUAUACGAAAGCUGAGUAAAUCGCUGAAGAUAUGCGUGAACGAGUGUCCCACAGAGACCAUGAACAAGGUGGAUGACAUCAAUGCGUAUUACAAGAAGACCGGCAACAAGAUCUGCAAUUACGAUUUCAAUUACAACGAUUUUUCCAAUAGGAGCAUCGACAAGAACAUACUGUCGGGCAGUUAUGGUCCGUGCCCUGUCCUUCCAGUCUAUGCCAGCACACCAGUGUUGAAUCGAUGUGUACCAAAGCCAGUGAAAGAACUGACGAACGGUGUUCUCGGGGACUUCUAUUCGUUCCUGAACAACUGGGACACCCUGGAGCAGAUCCUCGGUGAUCUGUACAACACAUGGAGGGAGAUGUUUGGGUUGGCCUUUCUUGCACUUUUGCUCUCCUUAGCCGUCAUAUGCAUCUUGCACCUUCUGGCCUACUUAGUCUCCUACAUAAUAAUGAUACUGGUCUCCAUUGCGAGCGUCGGUGGCACAGCCUUCCUCUGGUACACCUACCACGACAUCAAGCACAACCUGGACAAGACCAACAAGAGUAUGCUCUUGCUUGAAUCCGUUCGCAACGAAACGGCCUUCCUCUGGUACUCGAUCAUAGCCACGAUAAUCACUAUAAUAAUACUUUUGCUGGUGAUCGUGAUGAGGAAGAAGGUGGAUUUCCUGUCGGAUCUCUUCAAGGAGACGUCGAAAUGCAUUCUGCAUAUUCCGGCUCUAUUCUUCCAGCCGCUGUUCACCUUCUUAGUCCUUCUCGGAUUCUUCAGCUUCUGGGUCUUCGUGAUCCUUUGCCUGGCGACCGCGUAUUAUCCGGGAAAGACGGGCAUCUCCACGGUGAUACCGAGCGAAGGAAGCACCAGCGAAUUCACGACGACUGCGACGAAAGUGGGUUUAGUGGAGAAGCUCGAGAAUUUGAAUCUGAGCGACAUCAAGAAAUUGACUAUAGUGGAGUUCAUCGAUCCGACUUGGGUCAAGUACAUGUGGUGGGUGUACUUCAUCGGCUUGAUAUGGACGUCCGAGUUCAUCAUGGGUUGCCAGUCGAUGGUCAUCGCCGGAUCCGUCGCCCAUUGGUAUUACAGACACAAGUACAAGGACAACGAUCACGUCAGCUACGCGAUCUGCAAAUUAAUCAAGUACCAUUUGGGAUCCGUGGCCAAAGGCUCCUUCCUCAUCACCAUCUUCAAAGUGCCGAGACUGAUCAUGAUGUACAUACAUUCGAAAUUGUCGCGCAACAAGGAUAAGGGUAGCGAGUGCGCCACGUGCACGCUCAAGUGUUGCAUCUGCUGCUUCUACUGCUUGGAGAAGUUCAUCAAGUACAUCAAUCACAACGCAUACACGGUCAUAGCCAUCGACGGGGUGCAUUUCUGCAAGGCCGCCAAAACUGCUUUCGAAGUGCUGGUUAGUCACAGCCUCGAAGUAGCGACGAUCAACAGCAUCGGCGACUUCAUCCUCUUCUUGGGUAAAUGCCUGGUCACCGCAGUCACCGGCUCCGUCGGCCUGUACUUCUUCAGACUGAACCCAAAGCUGAACUUUUACGCCGCCCCGACGCUUCUCGUCUGCAUCUUUUCAUUCUUCAUCGCCCACUGCAUCCUCUCCCUAUACGAGAUGGUGCUGGACACGAUUUACCUGUGCAUGUGCCAGAACAACGACGCGACGGAGGGCAUCCAGUUGCAGAACUUCAGCGCUUUGGGCGCGGCCAAAAACGGGAACGCCUCACCGCAGCAGCAAGCCGAACAGGAAUUGGUCGUAGAGGACGAGUAAAACACACACACUUACGAAACAACUCAAAGGUAACAAACAUACUCGAACGGUCAUACUGAAAACGGAUAUUAUCAAACACUAUUUGCAAAUCGGCACCGAAACGCUGACACAGCACAAACAAACUCUUCUACUACUUCUUCUGCGCUGUUCUCAAUCUCAAACCAUUUGGAUCUGAAUGACUUACUUACUUUACGCUUAUAAAAAA